This is a messenger RNA of Phalacrocorax carbo (great cormorant), 2406 nucleotides long. The record is from RefSeq and is a predicted model, not a curated record. NCBI's taxonomy places the organism in Eukaryota, Metazoa, Chordata, Aves, Suliformes, Phalacrocoracidae.
CCAGCAGUGCUCCACUCCCUUUGUACCACGUCUGUUUCUUCCUGCUGUCCUACCUCUCCAGCGACUGGCUCUUUCCAUCCGGCUGGCUGUGCAGAAGCAGAGUCCUCUGGGCCAGUAUAGCACCUUGUGCUCUCCUUUGCUCCUUGCUUCUCCGUGAGGGAGAGAAAAGACUCUGGAGAUGGACCUGUCCUUCAGAUCCACCAUCUCCAUCUAUAAGAGUAUCCUGGAGCAGUUCAACCCUGCGCUGGAGAACCUGGUGUACCUGGGGAAUAACUACCUGCGUGCCUUCCAUGCAUUAUCCAAUGCAGCUGAGGUGUAUUUUAAGGCAAUCGAGAAGAUUGGGGAGCAAGCACUGCAGAGCUCCACCUCACAUGUGCUGGGUGAAAUUCUGAUGCAGAUGUCCAACACGCAGAGACGCCUGAGCUCUGAUUUGGAAGUUGUGGCUCAGACCUUCCAUGUGGAUCUGCUGCAGCACAUGGAGAAGAACACCAAAAUGGAUGUGCAGUUCAUCAGUGAAAGCCAGAAGCAGUAUGAGCUGGAGUACCAGCGCAGAGCCACCAACCUGGAUAAGUGCAUGGCAGAGCUGUGGAGAAGGGAGAGGGCCCGUGAUAAAAAUGUCCGGGAGAUGAAGGAGAAUGUGAUGCGACUGCGCUCAGAGAUGCAGGCGUUUGUCUCUGAGAGCCAGAGGGAGGCAGAACUGGAGGAGAAACGUCGCUACCGCUUCCUAGCUGAAAAGCACCAGAUGCUCUACAACACUCUCCUCCAGUUUUACAGCAGGGCCCGGGGUGUGAUCCAGACCAAGGCGCCGCAGUGGAAAGAGCAGCUGGAGGCCAGCCGCAACCCCUCAAACAGCCACUCACAGGGGCUUCUCGUGGCCUCCCAUGGCGAAGGGUAUCCAUCGGGCCAGCUCACCCCCACCCACCUUGAGAUGCCCCAGAGACCCCCUGGGGAAUUUGCCUCUUCCAUGACUGGGAGUAGAUCCAGCAUCUUCUCUCCAGAGCCUUCAGAAACGAGACCGUCUCCUCAACCAGAUCCUCCCAGGUGGCCACUGCGGAGGACACCAUCAGCCAGUUUGCUCCCUACUGGCCGUAUCUCCCGUUCGGGUUCUUUUGGUGAGGCCAGCAGCAGCAGCGAAGGCAGGAGGACGAGUGGCACGGCAAGAGUGCAGGCUAUUGUACCCCAUGUGUCGGGCACCAACCGGACCCUGCUACGGUUUAACCCCGGUGAUGUCAUCACGGUGCUGAUGCCAGAUGCGCAGAAUGGCUGGCUGUAUGGCAAGCUGGAGGGCUCGUCCACAUGUGGCUGGUUCCCUGAAGCUUAUGUCAAGCCUCUGGAGGAUGCAAGGGAGAUGGAGGAGCCAGCCACCAGGUCCUUCCCGCUGCGAAGCAGUCACAGUAUGGAUGACAUCCUGGACCAUCCCAGCACUCCUUCCUCUAGCAAAUACUGGCCUGUCACUGCCCAGCCCAGCUUGCUGAACCCACCUCCCCUCUCAGUGGGUGCCAGUAGUCACCAGAGUGGGGUGGCCACCCCUGUCAGUUCUGGCUCCAAGAAAUCAGGAGUAUUUGACAAGCCCCCUGAACUCUUCCCACGAGGUACCAAUCCCUUUGCCACAGUCAAGCUGCGUCCCACAGUCACCAACGACCGCUCAGCACCCAUCAUCCGAUGAAGUGGGGCUGUGAACAGCAGAGAAUUUCAGCAGGGAAGGGGGAGGCAUACAAGUGAUGGGCUGUGUCCCCCGGCUGGGCAGCAAUCUCGUGCUACCACUUACAGAGUAACCUCUCUUUUCCCCUCCCUUCCCUCCGAGUCAUGGGGGCCUGUCUCACCUGGUUGUCUGGUGUGCUUUAGCCAGCAGCAGAUCCCUGCUGCUAUUUUUGGAUUGCCCCCUGUCACCCCUCCCCGUGUGAUGUUACUGUACUUGAGUGGGAGAAGUCUGGUGUUGCUGGCGCGGGUGGCCUGGGAGAGGGGAUGCUGCUGGUCUGGGAGGUGGAGGGAUGGAUGGGUAAGAUCAUCUGCAACAUGGAGCAGUGCUAACAGGAUGAGGAAGGCAAAACUUUGUAGCUCUGCUGUGGGCAGAAAAGGACACUUGGCGAUCAGUCCCUUUGCUACCAGAAGAAUGAACCCCAAAGGGAAGAGGUCACAAGAAGGUUUCCAGCGAUGUGGUCCAUCUGACAGGGUCUGCAGCAUGCAGCUCUCUGCUCCUGACCCCUUUGGCAACUGUGUCUGUAGCAGCAUCUGCCCCUUCUCACCCCUGGUGCAGCCCCUUUCCUUGCUGGGCAGCCCUGGGGCAAGGCAGGGGCAAGUGAUAGUGCCCAGUGCUGCUGCCUUGCUCCUUUGCUAUUGUCCUGCAGAAAAGAUUUGGGUUGUUUUUUUUUUUUAAUAAAAUGGAGAAUAUUGCUUCUGUAGCCA